AUGGCGCGCAUAAAACACCAUUUCAUCCUACUCCUCCUCGGAUUCCUCACCCUCGUCGCAGCGCAAAGCCCUCAAAUCUACUGCAAAUGCACCUGCUUCAAAAACAGCACCAUAAUCCCCCUAAGCCCCCAACGCUCCACGAACCAACUCCGCUCCCUCCCCGAUACCCUCUCCUCGAAUCUCCACCAACACCCCAAACGAAACCCAACCGCCUGCUCCGGCUGCACAAAAGUCUUCUGCCGCGAGCAGAACCUCCCCUUUUGCAAGGACGCCAAGGACGAGGACAUGCAGACCAUGUGCUUCCAGCGCGACUCCAUCAAGGAUCGCUUUAUUGUUUGGGGCUUCAUACUCGGCACCUUUGGACUGUUGGGUUGGGCUGCUUUUAGGAAGGUUAUGGAGAUGAGGGGGGCGAGGAUGGCGAGGGGCGGUGGUGCUGGGGCUGGAUCUGGGAGUUCUGGGGGCGCUUAUAGGAGGGUGGGUUGA
This is a messenger RNA of Scedosporium apiospermum, 483 nucleotides long. RefSeq lists its product as uncharacterized. Bases 1 to 483 code for a protein of 160 amino acids. Lineage: Eukaryota; Fungi; Ascomycota; Sordariomycetes; Microascales; Microascaceae. The transcript is spliced from 2 exons. The record is from RefSeq and is a predicted model, not a curated record.